Caenorhabditis sp. 36 PRJEB53466 is the source of this 1126-nucleotide messenger RNA. Lineage: Eukaryota; Metazoa; Nematoda; Chromadorea; Rhabditida; Rhabditidae. The record is from the annotation of a GenBank genome assembly.
AUGACACCCGACCUCAUGAAUGCGGGAAAUCGGAAGGAGAAUAGAAAACAGGAUGGUACACCCGACCGGAACGAGACUGUCCCGAAUACAUUCCGUUAGUUGAAAGAAACUUAGAAAGCCGAACUCAGGGGACCAUUUUCUAGACUCUGUGAACAGUGCAUUUACUCCUGUGCGUAGCUCCAGGCAGAGUUGGCUCCAGAUCGGAGCUCGAAUGGAAACGCCACAAAUGCAGACACAACCGUUCGGAAUGGGAAAUCCUCUGAAAAGACAGUCAACGGACAAUCUUGAUAAUUACUUGGAGGUCGUGCAAAAGUUAAUGAAACAGUCGCCCAUCAAUCAAGGUAAAAAUUGACACCCACACUUCUCACUGUUUCCCAUUUUCACAGAAGGCUUCUCAUCACCUUCUUCUUUUUCUUGUUGUUCUUCGUCAGCUGCGUAUCCGAUUUAUCCUUCGCUUUGUAUGAUGCAAACUGAAAAAGUUGAGCAACCUGCUGGAAGUAAGCAUUCGAUCACGGAACACACAGAUUCUAAAUAAAUUUCGUUCAGAUAACCCGAAGGAGCAACUUCAUAAUACGACAGGAGAACUCGGAAAAGGAACAGUUUCCGACGAGAAGAAGAAUCCGCCGGCAGCGGAGUUUCAUUCGGCUAUUGGUAAGAGCCUCAAAAGAAGUUGGAUUCGCAUUUCCCAGCUGCUCUGCGUUGGCAAACCGAAUGCCGAACAACAGGCGAUCAUAAACGGAGCCCGAAUUCUGCCGUUCCAGAGUCUCCCGCUGCGACUUGUAAUGCGCUCGAACACUUUUUCUUCGCAAACCGUUGUCUUGUUCAGAUCUCGCCACGAAUCGCAAGAAGACGUGACAUAUUCAACGCUGUCUAUCAACUGUUGAGUCACGUCGUGCCCUACAACUCAGGACUACCGUUGAGAAAUGCGUUAGCAUUCUUGAGGACCAUCUUCUGGGAUGGCAAGGACUACCACUUUCACGGAGAAUUGUUCCGUCAUCUCACCGUACAACCGGAAUAUGAUGUUGUGGAGAAAUUUUACGGUAAGAUGUUUUUGAACGGAAUCUUUUCUGUCAUAGCCAAUAUUAGUUCUUGUCACAGAAAAUACAGACUCUUUUCAGACGACUAA